CGGAUGGAUUAAGGAUGCUUUUCCCUCCGCUUCUUCAUAUUUGACGUGCUGAUCUGAGCGUGCAGCAAGUGUGGACACGUGGAGCUAAAAGGAAGUAUUAGUGUGUAUGUAAGUGACUCAAAGAGAGUGACCGUAAUUUUUCAGUGUACGUGAACCGUGGCAGGCAGGAGUAUACUUCCUUUAUUAAUUCACGCAGAAGGGAUAUUCCCCAAACAGGAAAAAUACAGCACAGGUUCUUGUCAUGACUAAUUAAAAAAAAUAAAUACAUUUUUAAAAAGUUGUCAGGAAACAUCAGCCUCUGCUGUGUUGAAUACAGUGUGAACUUGAUCUUGAUAGUAGGAUUGAAGCACAUUCAACAAAUGGGAGAAUAAUGCUUGUUCCUUAGUGUCUUAUUAAGUAAAAACUUCAUUAUAAUCCACGUUUUCAAACUCUGCAGGUAUUUUUUCAACCCGGACACCUGUUGCGAUUUUCGGUUAAAUGAACGGGAAUGGAGAGUAAAUUCUGUUUUUGCCGCUUUUUUACGUGAUAUACGCAUUUUAAAGCUAUAAAUUCUAAAUAGACUAAAAUAGACUACGAGUGGUUGAAAAUUUGGUAAAACGUACGUCAGUGGAAAUUAAACCUGAAUUGCUUCAACGCUUUGUGUCGAUCAGCCAGUGGGUCAGAGGUUUAGUCAUUGUUUUAGAAUGACGUCGUGUACACAGACACCGCAUGGAAGUUUUAUAUUAAGGAGCCGCUCUCAUGACUGUGUGCGGCGACAAGGUGACGCAAUGGGCGCGAACGCGCAUAAGAGGCCAUGUGGAGGCAAACGGAAUCUCAGAGACUCUGCGGAGCUGAGAGCUGAACACACGAGAUGAUCUGCACCAUCCUGCUGCUGGUCCUGGUCCUGGUCCUGCUGUCCUUCAUCCUCACACACAGAACCAGAUCCAAGAGUGAGCCACCUCUAGACAGAGGACUGAUCCCAUGGUUAGGCCAUGCACUUGAAUUUGGGAAAGAUGCUUCUAAGUUUCUAAAUCGAAUGAAGAAAAAACAUGGCAACAUUUUCACUGUACGUGCUGCUGGCCGCUAUGUGACGGUGCUUCUGGAUCCACACUCUUACGACGCAGUCAUCAAUGACUCGGAUUCUCUGGACUUUACUCGCUAUGCACAGGUGCUCAUGGAGAGGAUCUUCAACCUGCGUCUCCCACAUCACCAGCCUGGUGUCGCAAAAGCAUUGAUGAAAAGGCACUUCCUCGGAAUGAAUUUGGCGACUCUUAAUAGCACCAUGUGCAGAUACCUGCAAUCUCUGCUGAAAGCCGACAUGCCUCAGAACCGGAAAGACUGGAAAGAGGAGGGACUGUUCGACUUCUCUUACAGUUUACUUUUCAAGGCGGGGUACCUGACGCUGUUUGGAGGGGAGCAGAACAACAACAGCACUGAUCCAUCGAGCAUCUAUGAGGAAUACAAGAAGUUUGACGGCCUUUUAACCAAAAUGGCAAGAGGCACAUUAAAACCAGAGGAGAAGAAAACGGCACUGAGUGUUCGGAAGAGACUCUGGGAGCUUUUGGCUCCGGCAGGUCUGACUGAGAGCUCGGGGUCAAGCCCUUGGCUCCAUGACUACCGGCGACUCUUGCAAGAGGAGGGAACCGAUGAGGAGAUGCAGAGAAGGGCUGUACUGAUGCAACUCUGGGCCUCACAGGGUAAUGUUGGUCCUGCUGCAUUUUGGCUGUUGGGCUACUUGUUGACAAAUCCUGAAGCUCUGAUGGCAGUAAAGAGGGAAUUUAGCCAGAUCUCGCAGAUGGAAACCUCAGAGACUCUUCCCAUGGACAGACCCAUGAACACCCCGGUGUUUGAUAGUGCCUUGGAGGAGACGCUGAGACUCACAGCUGCCCCCUUCAUCACCAGAGAGGUGGUGCAGGAAAAGACACUUCACAUGGCUGAUGGCCAGGAGUAUCGGCUAAGAAAAGGAGACAGGGUGUGUUUGUUCCCCUUCGUCAGCCCUCAAACAGACCCUGAGAUUUACCAGGAGCCACAGAAAUACAAGUACGAUCGCUUCUUGAAUGAGGACGGAUCGGUGAAGAAGGAUUUUUAUAAAGCAGGGAGGUGGCUGAAAUAUUACACCAUGCCAUGGGGCGCGGGGACCAAUGGCUGUGUGGGAAAGCAGUUUGCCAUCAAUACCAUCAGACAGUUUGUUUACAUGGUGUUGACUAACUACGAUUUGGAGCUGUGUGACCCAAAUGCUCAGAUGCCAGAGAUAAAUGCCAGCCGUUAUGGAUUUGGGAUGCUACAACCUGAGGGAGAUUUGCUCUUCCGAUAUAAACCUAGAAAUACACACUAAGGGAACAGGCAAAACCUACAGAAUUUCAUGCACAUUUCAACACAAGAACUUUGUUUAUAUUGUCAAUAGGCCAUCUGUACUUUUUAUACUAUAUUUAUGUAAUACUGUAUAUAAUUAUUUUGCUAUUUAUCAAUAAAUGUAAAUUAUACUUUGUGUAAAA
Amphiprion ocellaris (clown anemonefish) is the source of this 2474-nucleotide messenger RNA. Its product is annotated as prostacyclin synthase-like. The record is from RefSeq and is a predicted model, not a curated record. The coding region runs from base 851 to 2314 and encodes 487 amino acids. Gene Ontology annotation, molecular function: heme binding; oxidoreductase activity, acting on paired donors, with incorporation or reduction of molecular oxygen; monooxygenase activity. The transcript is spliced from 10 exons. Gene Ontology annotation, biological process: prostaglandin biosynthetic process. Lineage: Eukaryota; Metazoa; Chordata; Actinopteri; Pomacentridae.